Cynara cardunculus var. scolymus (artichoke) is the source of this 254-nucleotide messenger RNA. RefSeq lists its product as uncharacterized. The transcript has 2 exons. The record is from RefSeq and is a predicted model, not a curated record. Gene Ontology annotation, cellular component: mitochondrion. Gene Ontology annotation, biological process: mitochondrial respiratory chain complex III assembly. The coding region runs from base 66 to 254 and encodes 62 amino acids. Lineage: Eukaryota; Viridiplantae; Streptophyta; Magnoliopsida; Asterales; Asteraceae.
UGAUAAAAAGUGUGCGUGGAAUAGCCAUAGGCCAUGAUACUUUGCUGGAUCUUCGCCAUCGGUAAAUGAUGAAACGGAAAUUCGGCGGUAAGCAGCCGACGGGUACUCCGUCAAUGGCAUGGUCGACGGUGGUCGUCGUUGUUUCACUGCUCACUGGUGCAUCCAUCGUGCAUAACAUCUUCAAGCCUGAUUUGACGCUACCUCCAAUUGAAAGUAUUAACGCGGAUAAAGUGCAACAGCCUGGCAAAGAAUGA